AUGAAGUCUUCUUGCACCUUUGUUUCGGUUAUGUCGGAUUCGAAAGCUAGAUUGUAUCUCUGCAGUGUACUUGUCUCUGCUUUUCUGAUUAGUUGUUUUUACUUCACCGGAAGUGUUUUCUUCGCUGGCAAUUACAGGCUGCUUUCUGGAUUUGGAAUUAAUGGCACCCAACGUGAUGCAAAUUAUGAUAAUUGCAAGAUUUCAGGAAGAUUAGGAAAAGGGGUUUAUGCUGGGGGGAACAAGGAUUCUGAAAAAUGUGCGGAUAAGUGCAAACCACUUGGUAGUGAAGCAUUGCCAGAAGGAAUUGUUGCUAAAACUUCCAACUUUGAAAUGCGCCCUUUGUUUGGUGAUGUUGAUGAAAAGACGAGCUUGACGGGUUCAGUUAGUUUAUUGGCCAUGCCAGUUGGGAUAAAGCAGAAAGAACUGGUGAACCAAAUUAUCCAGAAGUUUCUGGAAGACAACUUUGUUGUCAUCCUUUUUCAUUAUGAUGCUAUUGUUGAUAAGUGGAAUGAUCUGGAAUGGAGUAACCGUGUCAUACAUAUCUCUGCCUUGAAUCAGACAAAGUGGUGGUUUGCGAAGCGUUUCCUUCAUCCAGAUAUAGUUUCUGAGUAUGAGUACAUCUUCUUGUGGGAUGAGGACCUUGGAGUUGAAAACUUUCAUCCUGGAAGGUACGUGUCAAUAGUUAAAGAGGAAGGUCUUGAAAUAUCUCAACCUGCACUGGAUCCUGCUAAGUCCCGGGUUCAUCAGCAGAUCACCUUGCGGAAUAGAUACUCAAGAGUGCACAGGAGGUACUAUAAAUUAAGAGGUGGUGGAAGGUGUGAUGAAAACAGCACAGCUCCUCCUUGUGUUGGGUAUACUCUCUACAGCUCUUUGAACCUUUCAAUUUUCUUGUUAGUGUCAGAAACUGACUGUUCUUUUCUUCUUUUAUGUAGGUGGGUGGAAAUGAUGGCUCCUGUGUUCUCCAGAGCUGCCUGGCGCUGUACAUGGUACAUGAUACAGAAUGACUUGAUCCAUGCCUGGGGCUUGGAUAGGCUGCUAGGAUAUUGUGCACAGGGUGAUCGGACGGCAAAGGUUGGUGUGGUAGACGAGGAGUAUAUAGUCCACAUGGGUCUUCCUACGCUGGGUGGUGUGUCAGGUGGAAACAAGGUGGACAAUGAAACUGUUGAGCAUUCUUCACAACCACAGAAAUUAGUAAAUUCAGAAUCACUGGAAACUGAAGAGGUGAAAUCCGAUAAUAGAUCAGCUGUGAGAAAACAGUCCUACAUUGAGAUGGCAAAGUUCCAAAAACGGUGGAACAAUGCGAUCAAGAAGGAUAAGUGUUGGGUUGAUCCAUAUUCAGAUCUUAAAAAGCAGGAAGGUCAUUAG
Messenger RNA from Oldenlandia corymbosa var. corymbosa, 1365 nucleotides. The record is from the annotation of a GenBank genome assembly. Lineage: Eukaryota; Viridiplantae; Streptophyta; Magnoliopsida; Gentianales; Rubiaceae.